UUUCUCCUCAUAGACGUGAGCUGAUAGCGUUUGUAUUUUUAGCAACGAUGUGCUAAAUGCAGAUGACUAACGUGCCGGCUUCCCAAGAUCCCAGCAUCACGGAUAAAUAAACUUGGCAGCUAGUACAGCAAUUAACAUCAAUUUACGAGCUGGUUAACAUCAACGUCUAACCUGGUGGCACUACCAGUCAUAUUCCCAUAAAAUGCCACGACAACGAAGCGAAUUCAACAGUUCGCACCACAUUUCGUGUCAGUUCAGUUCGAGUUACAAAAGUUUUGCUGCUUCCGCAACAAUGAGAAAAUUUUUAGUUUUCGUGGCCUUGUGCGCCGUUUGCACUGCGGCUCCAGCACCAACUGAAGUUAAGCAGGAAACCCUGGAUCAUCCCAGUCCCAUCAACCCGGAUGUUCUCAUCGAUCCGAAGCCAGCCGAUAAGGUUGUGCUGCUGUCCAAAGAAAAGCUUCAUCGCCAGAAGCGCAAUGAAGCUGCGACUCCCGCUCCGGCAAAGCCUCAUUCCGCCUUGGCUAGUGAAUCCUUGCAGCAUGAUUCCCACGCCCAUGAUCAGGCUCCUGCCAAGCCUCAUUCCGUCCAAGCACAUGCAGCACUGCAACACGAUCCUGCGAGGCCAAAGCGUGAGACACCUGUGAAACCAGCUAGUGUUGCAGCACAUGAAUCCUUGCAACAUGAUGGCCACGCCCAUAAUCAGGCUCCUGCCAAGCCUCAUUCCGUCCAAGCUCAUGAAGCACUGCAGCACGAUCCUGCGAGGCCAAAGCGUGAGUCACCUGUGAAACCAGCUAGUGUAGCAGCACAUGAAUCCUUGCAGCAUGAUGGCCACGCCCAUGACCAGGCUCCUGCCAAGCCUCAUUCCGUCCAAGCUCAUGAAGCACUGCAACACGAUCCUGCGAGGCCAAAGCGUGAGACACCUGUGAAACCAGCUAGUGUUGCAGCACAUGAAUCCUUGCAGCAUGAUGGCCACGCCCAUGAUCAGGCUCCUGUCAAGCCUCAUUCCGUCCAAGCACAUGCAGCACUGCAGCACGAUCCUGCGAGGCCAACGCGUGAGACACCUGUGAAACCAGCUAGUGUUGCAGUACAUGAAUCCCUGCAACAUGAUGGCCACGCCCAUGAUCAGGCUCCUGUCAAGCCUCAUUCCGUCCAAGCUCAUGAAGCACUGCAGCACGAUCCUGCGAGGCCAACGCGUGAGACACCUGUGAAACCAGCUAGUGUUGCAGCACAUGAAUCCCUGCAACAUGAUGGCCACGCCCAUGAUCAGGCUCCUGUCAAGCCUCAUUCCGUCCAAGCUCAUGAAGCACUGCAGCACGAUCCUGCGAAACUAAGGCAAACGGCACAUGUGAAGCCAGCUAGUGGUGAAGCCCAUGAAUCUUUGCAACAUGAUCACCAAAAGAUUGCUGCCGCUGUUCAGCGCAAUCGCCGCGACAUUCCAGUGCCCACCCAAGUCAAGUCGACAGCCGCGCCCAAGGUGGAGCAAAAGAUAGAUGAGAUACAAGUGGAAGAACCGCAUGCUCACGUGCCGUACAUUAGUGAUCUGGUCAGCAGCACCCCACACAGUCCACUGCGUCAUCAUCCAGUGCCCGUUGCGGAGCUCUUCAGCAAGCCCAAGUCCGCUGAGAAACCCAAAUCCAGCAGUAGCGCUGAAGAGAGCAAGGAGAGCAAGGAAAGCAAGGAAAGCAAGGAAAGCAAGGAGAGCCAAAAGGCCAAGUAACGACCUUAACUUUUACGCUCUUAACGUUAAUUACUUGGACAUGUUACAACUCGAAAAAACCAGAUAUGAAAAAUAAAUAAAAAUAUACAAAUACA
Messenger RNA from Drosophila grimshawi, 1812 nucleotides. RefSeq names its product nucleolar protein dao-5. The record is from RefSeq and is a predicted model, not a curated record. The transcript has 3 exons. The coding region runs from base 203 to 1717 and encodes 504 amino acids. NCBI's taxonomy places the organism in Eukaryota, Metazoa, Arthropoda, Insecta, Diptera, Drosophilidae.